GCGCGCAGACAUGGAUACUAGAAGCGUCUACUAUUGAAACUGGACUCGACACAGUGUUUCUGCGACACUGGUGGGACUUUAAAAGAGCGGUAAAACUUCUUCCACGGCCGCACUCAUGUGAUUGGAGCCAUGUCCAAGAGCCUGAAGAAGAGGAAGAACCACUGGACUAACAAAGUCCACGAGAGUGUCCUUUGCAGGAAUGAGGAGGGGGAGCUGGGGCUGGAGUUGAAGGGCGGCGCGGAGAAUGGACAGUUCCCGGUUAUCGGCGAGCUACUCCCGGGCAGAGCGCUCUGCCACAGCGGCAAACUCUUCCAGGAUGAACUCCUGUUGGAAGUCAAUGAUACCCCGGUGGCUGGACUCACCACCAGGGACGUCCAUGCUGUGGUCAAACACAGCAAAGACCCAGUUCGACUCAAGUGUGUCAAACAAGGGGGCGUGAUAGACAAGGACCUGCGCCACUACCUCAACCUGCGCUUCCAGAAAGGCUCGGUGGACCACGAGCUGCAGCAGAUCAUCCGGGACAACCUCUACCUCCGCACCGUCCCCUGCACAACCAGGCAGCCCAAGGAAGGGGAAGUCCCGGGGGUGGAUUAUAAUUUCGUGACCGUUGACCGGUUUAUGGAAUUGGAGAAAAGCGGAGCCCUGCUAGAGAGCGGAACAUAUGAAGAAAACUUCUACGGUACCCCGAAGCCUCCGGCCGAGCCCAGCGCUCUGCUGCUAAAUGUAACGGACCAGCUGCUGCCGGGCGCCAGACCCAGCUCUGAGGGCAAGAGGAAGCGUAACAAGUCAGUCAGCAACAUGGAGAAAGCCAGCAUCGAACCCCCCGAGGAGGAGGAGGAGGAGAGACCCAUUGUCAACGGAAACGGCGUGGCCGUCACCCCAGAGUCGAGUGAGCAUGAGGACAAGAGCACAGACGCUUCGGGUGACAUCGUCCCCCAGAGCAACAACCCCGCUGAGGCCUCGACAGACGCACCCAAAGAGGACGGACUUUCCCCGAAAAUCACAGCGCCAAAACCCGAGGAGAACGACGAGCUUGGACCGCUGCCAGACAACUGGGAGAUGGCAUACACCGAGAAAGGAGAGGUGUACUUUAUAGACCACAACACCAAGACAACAUCGUGGCUGGACCCGAGGCUAGCCAAGAAGGCAAAGCCACCCGAGGAAUGCAAAGAGGAUGAGCUUCCUUACGGCUGGGAGAAAAUCGAUGACCCCAUUUAUGGCAGCUACUAUGUGGAUCAUAUAAACAGAAGGACCCAAUUUGAGAACCCCGUCCUGGAGGCUAAAAGGAGACUCCAGCAGCAGCAGCAGAUGCAAAGCCAGGGUCUGUCCUCACUGCCCCUUCCCACCAUCUACAGAGAGAAGCCACUGUUCACACGGGACCCCACGCAGCUGAAAGGCAGUUUCCUGUCCACAUCACUCCAAAAGAGCAACAUGGGAUUCGGCUUCACCAUAAUCGGAGGCGACGAGCCUGACGAGUUCCUCCAGGUCAAGAGCGUUAUCCCGGAUGGGCCCGCUGCAGCUGAUGGGAAAAUGGCCACAGGUGAUGUCAUCGUCUACAUCAAUGAUUUGUGCGUCCUAGGCACUACUCAUGCCGAUGUGGUAAAACUCUUCCAAUCAGUCCCAAUCGGCCAGAGUGUUACCCUCGUCUUGUGUCGUGGCUACCCUCUGCCCUACGACCCAGAGGAGGCCGGAAAUACCAACAACAACACCACCACCACCAUCAUCUCCCCGCUGGGCAUCAUGGAGCAGCGGCCCAUCAUGGUGAACGGCAGAACCGGCUACGACAACUACCUGGACUAUCUAUCCCGCACAGCACGCUAUGUCAAUGACCCCAACCAGGACCAGGUCAACGCCCAGCAGCAGCUGCUCACCCCUCAUCCGGGUGACACCCACUUGGACGGCUCGCUUCCUCCCACUACUGGAACUACACCUCCUGACAGCGUCUCCAUGGCGUCUUCAGGGGCGACCCAAGGGGAACUAUUUACCUUGACCAUGGUGAAAGGAGUGGAUGGUUUUGGAUUCACCAUCGCGGACAGUUCUACGGGCCAGCGAGUCAAACAGGUGCUGGAGCCUAAGGGCUGUCCCGGCCUGUGUGAGGGCGACCUCAUUGUGGAAAUUAACAAGCAACCGGUGCAGGGAUUCACGCACACGCAGGUGGUGGAGCUUCUUAAGGAGUGUGCGGUUGGAGCGGAGACCUGCCUGGUGGUUCAGAGAGGUGGAACAGGUCACUAUUCACCCUGGAAGACCCCUAAGCAGGUUCUGGAUCAGUGGGAGUGCCAGCAGGGCCAGAGCAGCCCCGCUCAGACCAACCUGUCAGCCCCUGUUAUCCCCCACAACGCCCCCUUCCCAACACACCACCUCCACAGGGCCUCGGUCCCAGACUCAGCCUCCGAGGCCUUGGCCCUGGCUAAACCAGACCCCUAUGACCUUUAUGAGAAGUCCAGGGCUGUCUAUGAGAGUAGGCAGCCAGGCCAACAAAGGACUGUUUUCCCUGUCGACUCCUCAGGUGCAGAGUACCAGGACAUUGAGGUGAAUCUGCGCAGACAGAAGUCCGGUUUUGGUUUCCGAGUGCUGGGCGGGGACGAGGCCGGCCAGCCUGUGAGUCCGGAGACGCGUGAGAAGAUCCUGAUUGGUGCAAUCAUCGAGAAGAGUCCUGCAGACCUGGACGGACGUUUACGACCCGGUGAUGAGCUGCUGUUUGUUGACGGGAUCCCGGUGGUGGGAAAACCACACAGAUAUGUCAUCGACUUGAUGCACGGAGCAGCGAGAAACGGACAAGUUAAUCUGGUCAUCAGAAGGAGGAUACAGGCAGCAGGUGAGUCCUGUCCAGAGAACGGCCGCAGCUCCGGCUCCGUCUCCACGCAGCACAGCUCCCCCCGCAGCGACUUCACCUACGGCAACAGCACCAUCACUACCCAGGGGCCCAACGCCACCGUCACCUCAGACCAGACAUCCAACGCACAGCCCAGUGAUGUCAUCAUCAACCGCAAGGAGAGCGAAGGCUUUGGCUUCGUCAUCAUCAGCUCGCUCAAUCGCCCUGAAGCCUCCGCCACCAACAGCGUGCCCCAUAAAAUCGGUCGCAUCAUUGAGGGCAGCCCGGCCGACCGCUGCGGGAAGCUGAAGGUGGGGGACCGGAUCCUGGCGGUGAACAGCCAGAGCAUCGUGAACAUGCCGCACGCCGACAUUGUGAAGCUGAUCAAAGACGCGGGCCUCAGCGUCACCCUGAGGAUCAUCCCACAGGAAGAAAUCAGCAACCCGCCAUCAGCCCACAGCUCAGAGAAGCAAAGCCCCCUGGCCCAGCAGCACAGCCCUAAGAACCAGCUGAGCAACACCGCAGCCUCCCAGCCAAACGCUGUAGCAACGGAAACAAACCCUGCUGUUAACCAGCCAAACCCUGUCCCACACCAGAGCCCUGGGACCCAGCUGCCUGCCCCCCCUCCGCAGACCUACACCCACGAGAGCAGUUACAGGUCAGAGGUGAAGGCGAGGCAGGAUGUAAAACCAGACAUCAGGCAGCCUCCUUUCACGGACUACAGACAGCCACCAGUGGAUUACCGGCACCCUCCUGUGGCGGACUACAGGCAGCCACCAACGCUGGACUACAGACACCCCCCGCUGCUGGACUACAGACAGCUAGCUACAGACGCCAGGCAGUUCACCAUCCCAGAGUACCGGAUGCCACCAGUUCAACUCACACAGGACUUUGACUUCUUCACGGUGGAGCUGGAAAAAAGCGUGAAAGGCUUCGGUUUCAGCAUCCGAGGAGGGCGGGAGUACAAGAUGGACCUGUUUGUCCUUCGACUGGCCGAGGAUGGACCGGCCAUCCGCAACGGCAGGAUGAGGGUUGGGGACCAAAUCAUUGAGAUCAAUGGAGAAAGCACCCGGGACAUGACCCAUGCCAGGGCCAUCGAGCUGAUCAAGUCUGGAGGCAGGCGGGUUCGUCUUCUGCUGAAGAGGGGGACGGGGCAGGUCCCAGAGUACGAUAAUGCCGCCCCAUGGGAUGCUCGCCCUUCAGCCUCCCCAAGCCUGUCGGAAGUAGCCCCUGCCAUCGACAGCCUUUCCAUGCCAUCGCCUUCAUCUCAUCUGACCCCGGCCCCCGACCAACCUCUGGACGCCCCUCGAGACCUGGGAGACGGCAGGAAGGAGCGUCCCAAGAGCCCCCAGAAGGCCGAGCUCCCGUGUCUGGAUACAAUCGGAGGGAGAGCCAAAAAGGAAGGUGGCAGGUCCACCCAUAAGGGGCAAAGGGGGCAGCCAGUGGAGGGGGAAGGGGGAAAAGAGGGCCAGAGCGGGGAGACCAAACCUUCCAGGAGCACCAGAGGAAGGUCUAAGGAGAGGAAUACCCACGAUGACAGAGAAUCUCCCAGCAUUCCAAAGCUCCUGCACACUAACGGGAACAGUCGGGAGGAUUUGGAGUUUGACAGGAGCCUGGGAGAGAGCCGGCCCAAUAAGAGCGCCAGCAGCGGGGGAAACGCAGCAGGGAGGAAGGCCACGGUCUCUCCGGGACCGUGGAAGAUCCCCGGAUCAGACAAGCUGCCGAGCACGCUACGCACGGGAACAUCCACGCUGAGCAGAUAACACCGCGGCUCCAGCUGGAAACAGUGGCCAAAUUCAUCUGAACUAAACCACCCUCAACUUUUCUGUGCUCCUUUAACCCCAUUUUGACCCCAUUAUGACCCCAUUAUCCCACUCAGUCAAAACCAAGGGGAGGCAGGGUGAUCUGGACCACGUGUUUUUAGAGUUUUAUUUAUGAUACUGUACUCUAAAUUAUUUCAAGAGAGAUUUUACACCCACCACCUUAAGAACUGGAAAAAAUCAUCCACUUUUUAAAAAAAAAAAAACGGAAGUAGUAUGCGUGUUUGUGUAGCGUGUUGGAGAAUCAUUCGGAGUUUUAAAAAACUAUUUUUAAGUUCUCCUUGAGCAAAACUGGGGGGCAAAACAUGCAAAUACGAACAACUGGCAGCAGCUGUCGGAUUUUUUUUUUACAAGUUUAUCUUCACGGUUGGAGUCUGUUUUCAGAAAUGGAAUGUUUAAAAGAUGUUUUUUUGACAAGAGCGAAUGGAAGAAAGAGUGAAAUCGGAGACGAAAUCUACAGAACUUUGCCUUAACAGCGACUGUGUGGGCCUGAAUCUGUCUUGAAUAAUCCUUCAGAUGAUUAUAGACAUAGAUAUAUUAUAAUGAAUAUGAAUAUGUGGGAUCAUUUUGUAAAUAAGAUCAUCUUUAAGUGAACUGAACCUUAAUAGAGACGAUGGAGUCCGUGCUGAGACGACCGACAUGGACGCUUUCUCCUUCUUCUCCUGUGAUUUCACUUCGGGGGUCUCAGCUGUGGUCGACUGCGACUAUUUGUGCUAAAGUCCACGGGAGUUUACGACAAUGUCGUGUCAAUCCAUUUCUCUCAUUUCUGUGCUUAAUGAACAAAGCAAUCGCCAGCUGUGGUGUCCAGAGAAGGAGCUUGCACGAGGGGCAGAGUGCCUUAGACUGACAGAGGUUGACUUUAAGAAUAACUCAAGAGGGUUUGAAACAGGCUGCUAUCAACACCAACUAUACAGAUAUACAUAUUAAACUGUAUUUUUUCAUAUAUGAGUGAGAUAUGGUGAAAUAUAUAAUUUAUUUCACAAGCAUAUGUACGGAAAUGAGACUAUUACCACAAGUAUUGACACUCCUUAUUUGUACAAGAGGUUCACUUUGGGUCAUGAUAUUUUCUGUAUGAUUUCAUAAUGGGGUCUGACGCUAGUGAUUUCCCCCUAUAUGAGAGCUGAUAUUGAGUUGUUGAAGAAUCAAUCCCACUUGUCACUUUGCUCCUCUAACAAUCUGCAGCCUGUCUGGAUGAUUAAAUCAAUGAUCUGAAAUUGAAACGGUUUUUUGACGGGCUGAGGUGAGGUCGCACCUGUCACAGCCACUACCUGCUGCUGAUUUGAUUUGUUUUAGGUGAUUCUGUCUACACUGUGUGAUAAUAACGAGUACAUCUCCAUGCCAAAGCUCCCUGUGCAUUUUCAUUUGUUUCAGUACACACAAUUUGCAAUAGAGUUCAACUCUUCUGGAAAAGGUAGAAAAAUAUGGGUGUUCACGUUUUUUCUGGCAUUUCUUUACUCCUAAAAUUUCCCCCGAAUGCACCAUUGAUUUAUGACUCAACCAAAUAAAAAACCUCCUCUUUUCAGAAAGUUUCACCACCUGGCUUGUCAGAUAUAAAUGGCAGAUAUCAACCACUUUAGCUAGCUAGGUAGUUAAGCUAACCUUAGCUCCAUGACUCAGCAGAAAAUUGUAUCUCUGGCUGAAUUUCCACGUCUCAAAUUGGUCUUAAAAUAAGCACCUGGUAGCUACACAUAUGUUCUACUGAAAGAAAGAAGUUAAGUGACCGGUUAAAGACAGCAUCCACAGCAAUUGUUGAUUAUUUAGAAAUGUAAAAACAAAAGUAACAUACGCAGCUUUGUUAGCUAUGCGAGCUCCGUUAUCUACAGAGCUAAGUAGCUAAAGCUAAGUUAGAAAGCAGCUGGGAAUCAACAUUAUCUUUGUAGCUAAGUUGGCUUAAGCUAUGUUUGCUAAAGCUAACAUUGCUAAAGCUAAUUUAGUUAUAGAUAAUGUAGCCACAUAGCUAACAUAACUAAGCUAAGCUCACAAAGCAGCUAUGUUGGUAUGCUGUCUACAUAGCUAAGUUUGCUAAAGCUCACAUUGCUAAAGCCAACUUAGCCAUUGAUAGCUAUGAAGCUAUGUAGCUAACAUAACUUCCUUUUUUUAAAUGGUAUAUUUAUAUUCCUCAAAAUAAUGGGUGCUGUAGGCAAACAUGAAACUUACUGAAAUUCAGUACCAGCAAGAGUAAUGCAACAAAAGCUGGAUGUAAAGGUAUUUAGCUACUUAAUCCACUACUGUGUAUUUCAGACUCAAGUUAACAUCAACAAAAAACAUAUUUGUUCAUUUCUGAUAUUUUCCAAAAAUGUUGGAAUUUUAACGGUCACUGACAGAGCUUAGCAGCUUUUGCUAGCUAGCUAAUUAAGUUAACCAAAACUCACGCAUUACACUUUGCCAAAAAAUUGAGACUUGAGCUACAUGCUCCUGGCUAAAAAAUCCUCACCAAUUGUUGAUUAUUUAAAAAAUACAGAAACACGUCACAAUUGUUUUGCAGGCUAGGUGUGAUAAACUUUCUAAUUGUUCCUGCUAAAAAAAAAGAAAAACUGGAGAGUGUUUUUUUUUUUAAUGAUAACACAACAUUUAGCUUAGCUUACACACUUGCUAACACUAACCAACACUGCAUUUUUGCUCCAAACAUUCAUUUGAAAAGUGUUCCAGGAGAAGAUUGAAGAAAAUUAUUAUUCUUUUCUUUAAAGCGUAGAUGGAGUUGGUAGGGAUGAAAACUAUUUAAAACACAGUUAAAGUAAUUUAACUAAGGUUACAUGCUAAAGGAAAUUGGUUGAUGAAGCCUCUCCUCAUUCAUUCUGGUUUGUUUCUUUCAUUCCAAAUUAUAACUGUGUUUUGCUUGCUGAAAUAUUUUAGCUGCUUUUGUAAGCUAGGCACUUAAGCUAACUUAGCUCCAUGGAUCAACAAAAAAUGACUUGAUUUAAGAAACACAUUACUAUAGGGGUCUUAAAUAACCACUUGAUAGCUACACACGUGAUGUUCUGCUAAAAGACUGAGGAUAAAGCAUAGUGCUCCUGGCUAUAACACUGCUUCCACAGCAAUACUUAAUUAUCUGGAAAUAUAAACAGGUCACUCUUGUUUCGCAGGGUAGGUUCAUGAAGAUCUUUCCAAACAGUUUAGAGCCUUAUUUCUCGCUAACAGCCAUGUUGCCAACACACUUGCUAACACACUAGCUAACACUGCUUUUCUGCUCCAAACAUUUCAUGAAAAAGGGAGUAGGAGGAGUUUGAAUAAAAAAGCAUAUUCUUGUUCUUGAAUGAAUAGAUGGAGUGAGCAGGGAUAAAAAGUUGCUAAAUUUCAGUGAAAGCCAAGAGAGGGCCACUAAGUUACAUGUAAAAUUAAAAAAGCUAACCAGUUGACUCCUCAUUAAUUCUAAGAAAAAUAAAGAAAUAGAAUAAAAACAUUUUCUUAUUUCAAAAUUUUCCUGCCAAUUCUGAAAGCUAAAAUAUGAUAUACCUCUAAAAUAUCUGAGCUGGUUUUGCUAGCUAGGUACUUAAGCUAACCUUAGAUCUAUGAGUCAGCAGAAAAUGGUGACUGCACCUUAAUUUUGUUUAUGACUUGCGUCAUGCAGGGACAAGCGUGGAAUAGCAGUGUUUUGAACUAGAAAAUGGAAAUAAAAUUGUAUGUAGGCUGUUCAAAGUUAUACUGGUGUAUAUCUACUCAACCAAACUGAUGAGUAACCACAUUAAGCACAUUAUUAAUCUGCAAAGAGGAGCAAAGUCUGACAGAGCUUGCUGCUAACUUUAGCCACACUCUACUCAGCCUACCAGGCUAACAUCACAUACCUACUGACACAAUGACUCUGCAAUGAAUUUGACUUUUUUCAGAGCAUUUUCUCCUCUUAAAACUAGUCAGUUAAAUGCAAUUUAAAUGUGCUGAACAGAGAAAUAGCAACCUGGGAACAUCCUUAAUGGAAUGAUAUACGUAAAGGUCACUGCUGUAGGCAGGGGGAAAUUAUUGAGUUAAUUAAACUGUCAGACUGUUAUUUUUCACUUUAACAUUUACCCGCUUAGCUAACACAAUAGCUUUGUUUUUUUUUUUUUGCUAUAAAUAUCUCAUUAGAAAAGUAGAGGAGAUUGAAGUAAAUGGCAAAUAUAGUGUUGUCUGGAAAGAACUGGUGGAGUUAGCAGUAUUGAAAACUUGCUGAAAAACUGUAAAAAGCAAGAUUUAUGCUGUUAAAGUUACAGCAAAUUUACAGCUUAGAGUGAAGAAUCCUGACACUCUUCAAAUUUUUUAUUGUUUUUUUUAGAAUAGUUCUCGGAAAUUUAGUAAAAUGGUUUGAUUUCCUUUCGAAAGAAUGGGAAAGAAAACUUGCAAAAAUUCACUGAAAGCAACAGUAAUGCAUCUCCUGUUGCAGCUAACAGUCAAGCAGUUAAUCAGUAAUUUAAUAAUUGAUUCAUUUAAUUGAUUUUGAUUUGUAUGUAUUGGAAAAACUCUACCAGUCUUACGGACUCUUUUUUCUAGACGAGAAAUCUUUAGCACAGUCUUUUUUCCUCUUCUUUACACACUUUGCUUACAAAACUGAGCUGUGAUUUUAUUCUCACUAAAAGAGCCUAGAGACACUUAAGCAGAACAGUUUGCCGAGAUGAGGGGAGUGCAAACAGUGCUUAAAGAAUAAAAAAGCAAAUGGGAAGACUAGUCAUUACAUUUGCCAUUGUAUUUUGUAAUUACACAUGGAACAAGCAGCCUGACUUUAAUGCACAAUCCCACACAGAGGCUUUGGGAUACGAGUUAUUUUGUUGGAGAAAUUCAUCAGCCAAGCAGCGAUGGCUGUGAGCAUAGAACAAUACCACAAAAUAAAAACCCCGACCAAAGGUAGCAAAUGCUACCUUCAUACUGUAUUAUCAUGCUUCUUUAUUUUAUAACUUUGUUUGAAUCAGAAAAAAAUAUGUGCAUAUUUUUUGCUCAGCAUUUGCACAACUCACUGCUUGCCACAUCUGAUGUCUCCGUUGAGCCAAACUGUAUGUACUUUUCUACGGAAAGCAACAAAGAACAAAAAAAUAUACACAUCUAAAGCUUCUUUUAUACUUUGCAAAGAGUGUGUGUGUUGACAUAACAGCACGUGCAGCACCAUAAACUUGCACCAAAAUGGCUCAGUAUCACUGUGUAGUGUCCUAGCAGUGUGUAGACCCUGAACAAAUAUCUCUAUAAAUAUGACUCAGUGUACUAUUGAUGGUCACAAAGACUCUAAGUGGAGCAACUAUUUUUAUGAAAUGCAACACUAUGGAUAUAUUAACUUUUGCAGAAAUCUUGUUUACCUGUAUGAUAUUAUGAAACGCUGUCAAAAUAAAAGAAA
Cheilinus undulatus (humphead wrasse) is the source of this 9925-nucleotide messenger RNA. It is a transcript of the gene magi2a, whose product is annotated as membrane associated guanylate kinase, WW and PDZ domain containing 2a. The transcript has 22 exons. Gene Ontology annotation, molecular function: signaling receptor complex adaptor activity; type II activin receptor binding; SMAD binding. Gene Ontology annotation, cellular component: cytoplasm; dendrite. The record is from RefSeq and is a predicted model, not a curated record. The coding region runs from base 130 to 4575 and encodes 1481 amino acids. Gene Ontology annotation, biological process: signal transduction; receptor clustering. NCBI's taxonomy places the organism in Eukaryota, Metazoa, Chordata, Actinopteri, Labriformes, Labridae.